UUUACUUCCUCAGUAUAUAUUCUUCCAACAGAUAUUUGAUCAACAAUUUACACUUUGUGUGUGUGUGUGUUUUCUAAUCCAAAUCUGAAAAAUGGGGAGGGGAAAGGUGACUUUAAAGAGAAUUGAGAACAAUAUUAAUCGCCAAGUCACAUUCUCUAAACGGAGAUCAGGACUCUUGAAGAAAGCACAUGAAAUCUCAGUGUUAUGUGAUGUGGAAGUCGCUCUCAUCAUCUUCUCCGCCAAAGGAAAGCUAUGCGAGUUUGCGACUGAUGCCUCCAGCAUGGAUAGGAUCCUUGACAAGUAUGAGAGAUACUCAUAUGCAGAAAGACAGCAUAUUGCAACUGAUCAUGAAUCACAUGGAAGUUUGACUUUGGAGCAUGCAAAGUUGACAUCCAGAAUGGAACUACUUCAGAAAAGACAAAGGCAUCUCAUUGGAGAAGACCUAGAUUCCUCUAGUCUGAAAGAGCUUCAAAGGUUGGAGCAACAAAUUGAUACAGCGCUUAAACAUAUUAGGUUAAGAAAGAACCACCUAAUGUUUGAAUCAAUUUCUGUUCUUCAAAAGAAGGAAAAGCAGCUGGAGAAUCGAAACAAAGGUCUCUCAAAGAAGAUCAUGGAAGUGGAGAACGAGCUAACACAACAGCCGAUUGUAGAGGAACAAAACCCCGACGAUACGUUGAUGCUUCGUUUGGAUAAUGACAUCAGGACGUCAUGUCAAAAAGGAGAUGAUGAUAAUGGUGUAGUAGAAGAAAUUCCAAGACAAGCAAGACCAUUAAUCGUCUUGCCCCCGUGGAUGCUUCAAUAUAUGAACAACUAAUAUAUGCUUCAAAGUUAAGAGCACUACUAGAAAACUGGGCUUCAGCGACGGUCCGUCGGUAACCGCUAUCACGGAGCCUUAAUUUCAUCAACUACAGUACUAUAGUAUAUGAUGCAUAUCUAUAUGUGUAGUAGUAUAUGGAUAAUAAUGUAUUUCAACUGGAGUCCUUAUUUCUUAUA
Molecule: messenger RNA, 993 nt
Organism: Erigeron canadensis
Lineage: Eukaryota; Viridiplantae; Streptophyta; Magnoliopsida; Asterales; Asteraceae
Product: truncated transcription factor CAULIFLOWER A-like
Exons: 8
Coding region: 92-814 (240 amino acids)
Biological process (GO): positive regulation of transcription by RNA polymerase II
Cellular component (GO): nucleus
Molecular function (GO): DNA-binding transcription factor activity, RNA polymerase II-specific; protein dimerization activity; RNA polymerase II cis-regulatory region sequence-specific DNA binding
Source: RefSeq, a predicted model, not a curated record